AUGCAUGGUCGUCCGUAUCUGUUCGCCGAUGGAUGCGAGUACUCUUCUUUUGCAAAGUUUAUUCAAGCGAUGAUAGACAGAAAGUCAAUAGAGGGUUCGGUUUAUAACUAUCUGAAAAUCAAUUCCAUGUCUUGGAAAGAAUUCAGUGAAGAACUAUUAUUCUUCAACUCCGUUAUGCAAAUAAAAAACGAGUUGCAACUUAUCCUUAACGACCCAAAUGUUCGUGACAUCUUCUAUGGUAGAGAAGAGUUUGAGAAAUCUUCUACAGAAGUUUCCAUCUAUGAAGACCAAAAUCUGUAUGUUGUAGUUGACAGACUUCCAGAGGAACGGUUGAAAUUUGUUGGAGAAUUUCCAAUAGUUUAUAUAUCUUGGGGAUUAUUAAAUGAUUGUUAUCCAUUUAAUCCUCCGAAAAUUCCUUUCCCUCUGGAAACGUUAAAGAAAUUUGACAACAUUCUCGAUACACAUCUUGGACUAGAUUUCCGAUCGAAAUACAUAAAUCUUACCGCGAUUGCAUUAGACUGGAAA
Funneliformis caledonium is the source of this 525-nucleotide messenger RNA. The record is from the annotation of a GenBank genome assembly. NCBI's taxonomy places the organism in Eukaryota, Fungi, Glomeromycota, Glomeromycetes, Glomerales, Glomeraceae.